GAACGAGGCUCUCCGGCGGACCGUCGCCGAACGUACCCAUGGCCCCGCCACGCACGAGCCUGGCCCUCGUUCUGCGCCUCCUACAGGCACCAUUUUCAUUAGCACUCGACCUGUGUGUGAGAUGCUACGUUGUUCUGAUAUUGUUAAUCCCAGGCUGUUAAAUAUCCCGAUCUGGUGGUGACGUGUGUUGAGGAAAUCAGAAUCAGGUGUGCGAUCAACUGGUCUGUUGCCUGCGGACUCGUUGCCCGGUAUUUGGGUCAAGGACUUGUAUUUACCCCCUCCCCACACCUCCGAGUACCAACCCCACUCCCUCCCCGCCUCCCUCACCAGUGGUCCUGGUGAUGGAAGUCAAUAGUCACUGCUCGGAGCGAGGUAGAGCAAGCAGUGGUGCGCUGUGACGGUAAGAGACUGACGCACUCACACACCUGGGGCACCCAAUCCAUGUGAGAAACUCUUAACAUUCACUGAAAGCCGAGUAAUGGCGCCAGAGGCCAAGUGAAAAUGACAAUCACUGACGUAAUAUAAGACCAUUGUCUAUCCCCCCCCCCAUCCAUCUAUCCCCCAGGCUAGGUAAACUAUGUUGAUGUUAAAUUGAAUCCACAUUGAUGAUGUUAAUCCUCUGUUGAACAUACGCGAGCAUGUUUGGGCCCGUAGAGGUCGCUGAAAAUCAUCUUGUACGUGUUUUUAACCGGACAUACUACAGGACUCAGGAUUCGGUUAAUGUGUGCGUUAUCCGGACAAGGCGUUCAUAAUGUGGACAAAUCACGGGCCUGUCCACUGACGUGUCACGCGACAGAGUACACGGACAUGGACAAGAUAUUCACUACGAGGAAAUCUUCCUUCUAGCAGUCUACAACACAUGGGAAUUCCACCCUCGUGCCCCGAUCUGUGAUGGUAACUUACUAAAGUGCUCCGUGGGCAUACGUAGUCCUCGAGGUAGCAUCCCUCAGCAUUUGUCAAUGUUAUCUUUAUUUUAAAUCUCGUCAAAUUUUUCUAAGAUCCAGAUAUGAAAAUUGUGACGUGUUCUCGUGUUCCACCGAAGACAAUUACCUGUGUGACAACUUCCCAAGUGGAACACAAUGACCAGUUGAGUGAGGACAGCAAUGGAUCACAACUUCUCUCCUGAGGAUGUGCUGAGUCGUAUCACGCGUAGGCUCUUUCUGAGAUAGAUGAUAAUGAGUAAGGUCAGGCCCUCAAGGAGUCCCCAGCCUUCUCCAGGGACCAGUCAACUGGUUGUACUGGCUCCUAAGAAGACUCCUAGACUCUCUAUGGCGGCUUCUUCUGGGGGUGCAACGACCGCCAGUGAAGACACGAUGCUGAAGCCUGCAGGUAACUUUGGCUCUGAUGGCGGCUAUGGCGCCAUAAAUCCUCAGUCUCCGUUUACUGGCAGAGCAGCGAUGCCCCUUGGUCUGCCGGAGCCUCUCAAGCCCAUCGUACCCACCAGCUACUCCAUGCCCACCCUGGCCACCACCAUCACCAGCCUCAUGUCCCCGCAGCAGACACACACAGACGUCUUUUACAACGCCGUUUCUUUCGGCGGUGAUGCCUGUCCGCUGAGCCCCAACUUGUCACCGCCACCAAACACGCCAUUGUCUCCUCUCUCCAUACCUUCCAGUCCCAAGCAUCCUGCGACCAGGACAAGCCCAAAAAUCCCGUGCUAUAACCUUCAGAGUCCUUCCAUCAUCACGCCUCCAAACACCCCUAUGUCUCCUGUCUCCAGCAUAGCUAGCCCUCAGCCCGAGCGGGACAAGUAUUUCAUGGAACCAAUGCAGUUCCCAGAUAGUUCGGCGGUAUCUGACCACGGACCAUUAUACAACAUCCUCAGCCCAGACCUUGUGGACCUGACUAAUCUUCGGCCUUUUCCAAAAGCUAAUCCGAAGUUCCCGAGCGACCCGACACAUGGAACGAGGGAUUCGAGUUCGUAUUCUGCCUAUCCUAGUCACUAUUUCGCCGACCACAACGGAAACGCUGAAGAGGUGAUAAAAGAUCUGGUAAAUCUAGGAAACGGUAUGUACGACGGAGGCAACGAAGAAAGGCUCAAGUACAAGAAGAUACAAGAGCCUCCUUCCAAAUCCAGGGCUUGGGACAGUCUGGAGGAAAAGGAAACGCUGGUCGAAGCCUGCUGGAACCACAAUCUUUCCAGUUUUCCUGAUGGCCGAAGCGACAGUACCGCCAAGAACUCUGAAUGUAAGCCUAGCAAAACCCACAAGUCACUGGUCGAGACCAGUAGUCGAAAAAAGAAGAAACACAAAAAUCGCCGGACAGCUCCAAAUCUGAACGAAUGUAAUCUGGGGGCCGUGGAGGACGACGUCGACCACAGCCAACACAAACGACGAUCUCGCUUCCGCAAACUGAAGAUCCCAAUGAUUGACGACGAUGAUAGCCAGGACUGUCGGAAGCCCGACUCAGACGUCACCACUUCGACUAGCGACUCAUCGUCCUCUUCCAUCGACAUCUUGGGUCCCGGAGCUGUCCAAUUGGCCGAGCAGCUGUGUGACGAAGUGCAGGAGGGGAUUAACUAUCUGACGGAGCCGGAGGACACGCUGGAGUUCGGCUGGAUCGAUGCGCUGACGGGGGUCAUCUCCAUCGUCGCUUUCUACUUCGACCUGGUCUCUGACGCCCUGGUCGCCUACUACAUGCGCGACGACCCCGCCGCCAAGAACUGGUUCCUCGCCACGCUCCUCCUCAUCAUAUUGCCGAUGGUGGUGGCCAACGGGUUCAGUCUGUACUGGUACUGGUUCGACGAGCGGUCGUGUGAGCCCCGGUACUGCCCGCGGCAUCCACGGGUCCCCAACUACGUGUGGGUCUUCCGUGUGGCCGCCCACCUGCUGCUCCAGGCGCCCGCCCUCAGGCAGGCGGACAUCAUCUACUACGGGACGAAAAGCACGGCGGAGACGGCGCUGCAGGAGGCGCUGGUGGACGAGGUGAUGGAGGCCGCCCUCGUCUCCUCGCCGCAGGACCUAGGCAGCGACGCCCUCAAGGACGCCCGCAGCUUGGGUUCCUCCUCCAAGGGCCUUAGUCGCAGCUCCACCGCCGCUAGCAAGCGACCCGUAUCAGCGUGUUCGGUGAGGACCGGAGGGAUGUGCUCCCCGGGCGGCUACGUCGCCCUGUGGAUCCACGCCGAGAGAGACGCCGCCAACGUGGAGCUGCUGCUGGCGCUGGUGCAGGACGCCCCCCUCCUUAUUCUCCACCUCUACGUCGUGGCCCACACUCUACCCAGCCAGGCACUCCAGGGGCACAUCAGCGACACGCUGGUGAUGCAGCUGCUGUCGGUAACAAUGUCUCUGCUGACGCUGGCGUGGUCGGUGGCGUCGUUCGUGCGAGCCAGCCGCCUGACGGAGCCCUCACUGGGGAACCUCAGCAUCCUGGACCUCCUGCUCCUCACCCUCUCCCACUUCUGCUCCAUCGCCCGUCAGGUGAUGAGUUUCUCGCUGUUUGCUUCCAAGCUGGUGGUGGCAUUCUUCAUCACUGUCACCGUCCACUGGCUCGUCAUGUCCUCAUGGAUACUCAUACAGCUGCUGUGCUUCCCGCGGACCACCUGCACCAGGGCCUUCUUCUCCCACGACCGGCAGCGGGGCCUCUGUCACUGGCUCGAUGACGUCUUCUACAGCGCCGUGAUGGGUCUUGUCUUCCUCUUCACCUUCAUCGACGUGGGCGGCAUCGCAGCCAGGACCCAGAACCUCCUGUAUCACGUCAUGACCCUCGUGGAGGAGAUGAUCCUGCUGGCUAUAUGGUUGGUGUGGGUGAGCGGGUGGUCCUGGUAUCACUGGGCUCCUCUGGUCCUCUCGCCUGUCCUCUUCUGCCUCAGCCUCAUCUUUGAUGCCCUUUUCAUCGCCCAUGCCAAGCCCAACCAGUGCCUCCUCCUCAACUCCUCACCCAGGGCGGUGUGACCUCAGAAGCCACCCAGAACCUGUCCACAGUCCCUACCAUCCAGCAGUUAGUUGGUCCUACCCCUCUACACCUCCUGCUUACCUCCUCGCCCAGUGCUGAGUGAUCCAACGUCAAAGAUUCCUACAGCCCUUCCGGAAUUGUUAUCACCCUAACGUCCUCUGCCACUCAAACGCCCGUCCACAGGCUGGGCUGGCCUUACUGUCAUCGUCAGUGCCGGAUCUCUGGGCCACGCUGUCUACAUUUAUACUGUAAUGCUCCGUCCAUUGUUCGCUAUGUUCACUGUCCAGUCCGUCCAAUGGUUCACGUAUUGAUGCAACCUUUUGUCCCUCCCUCUUUCUUUAAUGUGCUUCCAUCUUUUUGCAUUCCUCCACUCCCUCUCUCCCAUACCGGUUCUCAUUAACUCACAGCCAAAACAACCCAACCUUCACUAGUUAAAUAAUCCUCCUGCCUACACUGUACCUCAGGCUACCCCCUCCUCUCAGCAUGCAUUCCUCAACACGUUUUAUUUGUUGAUAUGAUUACCUGUGCACCAGUUCCUGCCGAUGACACCCCCGAGGGUAUCCCAUACUACCCCUAAUUCCGUCCCCAGCUCAUCCACUGCCCGCCUUCCAUGCUGUAUCGAGGAAAUUAUGUAUUUUCGUGGGGGAAUAAUGGUAAUAAUGAUGGUCUUAUUUACGUUUACUAAGAAACCAUACAGGUCUAGCAUCUAUACCUGUAAGUAUUGAUCUUCAUAAAUUAUUAUGUGCAUGAUGAUGUGGCCUUGUAUGAUAACUAUACUGAGGCUUUAGAUUUUGGAACAAUAUAGACUUAUAUUCACAAUUACUAACUGUUCCAGCACUUAGACAACUGGGCUUAAAAAUUUGAUAAGUGCUAUUAUUUAAAUUAAGAUGAUCAAUAGAAAGCUAGAUUUGAUAAUACAGUUAAAACGAAAUGCCAUCCCAACCACUUGGACGGCUCGGUAGAGCGACGGUCUGGCUUCUUGCAGGUUAGCGUUCAAUUCCCGACUGUUCAAGUGGAUGAGCACCAUUUAGGCGGGGCCUAUGAGCCAAUCAGGCUUCGAGUCCCGCACUUGAUUGAAGAAGAAUAAGAAAACGAAACGCCAUAAUGAGUAAUAAUUAAAGCCUUAGUGUCAUUAUAUUGGUCUUACCGAGGCUGAUCAGACACAUUAAAUAUUUAUGUAAUUUUUCAACUUUAGUGAAAUAGUUUCACGGAAGACGAUGACACAGAAUGUGUGUGGAUAAAAAUGUUUGAAAUUGAAGUUUAUCUUUAUGAUGGUCUAUAACGAGGUGAUUUUUCCCGCCUGUAAAUAACAAAUCUACUUAAGUUAGGUGUUGGUCUUAAGGCCUAUUACCUUCCGGAGACCACCCCAAUAGCUUCCUGACCAACCAGCAAGUAUAAACAAACAAACAUUAGUGUGAUAAACAAACAUAAAAAGAUUAGUGUGAUCUAUGUGUGUAAUGUCAGCAAGUAUAAUUUAAAAAUCAAAUCAAAUCAAAUGUUUAUUCAGGUAAAGUACAUACAUACAAGGUGAGAUACAAACAUUGAUGGAUUUAUAGAUAGAGCUAGUACAUACAAUGCCUAAAGCCACUAUUACGCAAAGCGUUGCGGGCAGGAAAUCCUUUUUAUAAACAUCCCUUGCCACACUUUUUUAUCAGUUGUCUUUAAUACAUUAACAUGGCAGGAUCACAGUUAUAAGAGGAUGGAGGAAAGAAUCCGAUCUCGCUAGGUUUUUUAAAGUAGAUGUAUACUGAUGGAAGUGCAUAGGAGAGUUUUGCACAAUUUCUCUAUACGUACAUACACUCCUAGCGCUAGGAUAGACUAUUAGUUAUAUUUUUUACACUUCUGGUAGUGGGAUAGGGAGUAGAAGACACGAGCCGAGUCAUGAUGUUUGAAAAUACAUGAUGAUCAAGAAUGUCGAAACAUAUCUAGCGAAUAUUGAUGACACGGAAAUAUUGUGAUCAAUUACACUCUGAAGUAAUACAGCAACAUGGUAAACUACAUAUGCUGAAUAUAAUCUCUCCAGCUACUAUGUUGUGCAGCAUUUUAUAAGUAGAUUCACCGUACAGUUUCAAGUCUGCUUAUAGUCUCUUAGUUGGUUAUUAAGGAAAGCAAUUUUGUUGUUGUUGGUGAUAAUAAUGGUGAGUAGAUGUAAUGAAUAUGGUUGUGAUAAAGGAUAUCAUCAGUGGCACUGCCCAAUAAACUCGCCCCUCGGGGCAAAAUUUAAAAAUUUAGGAUAUCAUCGGACAAAAAUAUAUAUAAUAGGUUCUAUGUUUUUGUAAUUAGCGGUUAUCGAAGUUAUCAAUAGUGCUAUUUUUUCUUAAUUACCGAAUGUUUAUGGGUAUUUAGUGUGAUACGUUUGUGUUUAUGGUAAUUUUCUCGUCUAAUUUUAUAUGAUAUAUAAUUGUUUCUAAAAAAUAUAUAUAUAUAUAUUGAUUUGGGUAUAAUUAGAUUAAAGAUGUUUAAUAACAAACAAUUUAUAAAAACUUAGCCAAACUUGCACCGACUAAAUUAAAUGUAAUAUUACUUACGAUGGUUCUCAUCUUUUCAAACAUGAAUUAAAUAAAUCUCUUAUAACCUAGCCCAAUUUCUCCUAAGCUAAAUAAAUCCUACACACCUA
Procambarus clarkii (red swamp crayfish) is the source of this 6508-nucleotide messenger RNA. RefSeq lists its product as uncharacterized. Gene Ontology annotation, cellular component: plasma membrane. Gene Ontology annotation, biological process: phosphatidylserine exposure on apoptotic cell surface; apoptotic process involved in development; engulfment of apoptotic cell. Lineage: Eukaryota; Metazoa; Arthropoda; Malacostraca; Decapoda; Cambaridae. The record is from RefSeq and is a predicted model, not a curated record.